UCCCCCCUGUCUCUCGCUCCUUGACAGGUUUCUCCUCUCCCUUCCUCUCUCUGUCUGCUCUCCUUCAGCGCACACAGCUCGUUCGCACUGCUGUAGGAGCGUCUGUUGAGCUGCCGAGGCAGAGCAGCUCGCUUUGUCCGUCCUCUGUCAGCCACCUGUGCCGCGGAUGAUGCGGAUGGAGCAGACCCUGUGUUACAUGGAAUAAUUUCAGCAUCAUUGCUGUGUUUUUUCCUCCCCCUCUUUCGGAUUUGCUUCUCUCUCCCCCCUUUAAAAAAAAAAUAAAUUCGCAUCGCCGGGCAUCUAAAGUUGUGAUGAUGCCUCCGCUCAGCAUUUGGGAUUGGUAACAGCCUCCCGUGCGAGGGUGAUACAUCAUUCGCAUGUGAUUGAAGAACGCUGUCUCUCGGAAGUGGACAAAACAUGGACUAAUUUUGCUUUUGUUUUUUUUAUACAUUCACCAUGAGAUUAUUACAGCUGUUUCUGAUUUCCGGUGUAUUUUUCGUCUCCUCAGUUAUAGGUUUUGGGGUUGACCCUGCCCUGCGCAUCAGCGUAUUUGAUGAACUAACGCUUGGAGAAGGCUUUGAUGGAGUUACUCAGGUCCAGGGCUUCCACAGCGAGUCUAGAGCUUUCCACUUCCAAGGGUCCUCCAGGGAAGUAAAAGCUCCCGUGGAGGUCUCAGAGCAAAUGGUCCAGAAGCUAAGAGGCAAGAAUGAGUUUACUGUGUUGGUGACCCUCAAACAGGAUCACCUGAACUCUGGGGUGAUCCUCUCCAUCCAUCAUUCUGAACACAGGUUCCUGGAGCUCGAGAGCAGCGGCCAACGGAGUGAAGUACGCCUUCAUUAUCGCACCAAAGGGCAGCAGGAUCACACGGAGGUGUUCCCUUACAGCCUGGCUGACGACCAGUGGCACAAGGUCUCUGUCGCCGUCAGCGCAUCUCACGUCAUACUACAUGUGGACUGUAACAGGAUCUAUGAGCGGGUGGUGGAACCUCCCUACAUGGACAUACCCGAGGAUACUUCCUUUUGGCUCGGACAAAGAAACGCUGCUCAUGGCUUCUUCAAGGGAGUGAUGCAGGACGUGGAGAUCCUGGUGAUGCCACAGGGUUACAUCUCACAGUGUCCAGACCUUAACAGAACAUGUCCAACCUGCAAUGAUUUCCAUGGACUAGUGCAGAAAAUCAUGGAGCUACAGGAUAUACUUGCAAAAACAUCCAGCAAGGGGGUCGUCUACAGGGAGGAUGAAAGCUGGACAGAUGGCUGCAGGAAUUGCACAUGCACGAAUGGCACGGUGCAAUGUGAGGCCAUCUCCUGCCCUCCCCCUCAGUGCCCGGCGGGCACAGCGCCUGCCUACGUAAAGGGUGCCUGCUGCAAGGAGUGCCAGCCUGUGUGCUUAUUUGGUGGAAGAGAACUGGUGGAAGGAGAUCAGAAAGCUGUACGUGACUCUGCUGGCAGGUGCCUGCUGUUUGAAUGCAGGGACAGGACCAUGCAUCGAGUGGUCCCCAGUGAGCCUUGUCCCGAACUCAACUGUCCGGAGUCGGAGCAGAUUGCUUUGAGUGGCAGAUGCUGUAAAGUCUGCAGAGGUCAUGACUUCUGCUCAGAGGGCAACGGCUGCAUGGAGAACUCUGACUGUGUGAACCUGGAGGCAGGAGACUGCUGUGUUUGUAAGGAUGGCUUCCGCCCACUGCGAGAUGAUAAUGCCUACUGUGAAGAUAUUGAUGAGUGCGCUGAAGGAAAGCACUACUGCAGGGAGAACACCAUGUGCGUUAACACCCCUGGUUCCUUUAUGUGUAUCUGCCAUACGGGCUACAUCAGGAUCGAUGACUAUUCCUGCACAGAACAUGACGAGUGCCUCAGCGGACUCCACAACUGCGAUGAGAAUGCCUUGUGCUUCAACAUGGUCGGAGGCCACAGCUGCUCCUGUAAGCCAGGCUACACGGGCAAUGGGACAGUCUGCAAAGCAAUGUGUGACGGAUUGUGCCAGAAUGGGGGAACCUGCGUUUCACCUAACAACUGUGUUUGCCAGCAAGGAUUUACUGGGAAGAGAUGUGAAACAGAUAUUGAUGAGUGUGCGGACGGCUUUGUCGAGUGCGACAGUAAAUCCACUUGUGUCAACUUGCCCGGCUGGUAUCACUGUGAGUGCCGGGAUGGGUACCAUGACAACGGCCUGUUUUCCGCCAAUGGGGAAUCAUGUAUAGAUAUUAAUGAAUGCAAGACAGGAAGGAACACCUGUGCCAACGACACAGUGUGCUUCAACCUGGAAGGAGGCUAUGACUGUCGGUGCCCCCACGGGCACAACUGCACCGGUGACUGUAUCCAUGACAACAAGGUCAAGCACAGCGGGCAAAUCUGGGUGCUGGACAGCGAUAGGUGCUCGGUGUGCUCCUGCCAGGCCGGCCAAGUGAUGUGCCGCAGGAUGGUGUGCGACUGCGACAAUCCCAACGCCGACCUGUUCUGCUGCCCCGAGUGCGACCCUCGACUUAGCAGCCAGUGUCUGCAUCAAAACGGCCUGCUCACCUACGGCAGCGGAGACACGUGGGUGGAGAACUGCCAGCAGUGUCAGUGCCUGCAGGGGCAGGUGGAUUGCUGGCCUCUGCCGUGCCCGCCUGUGGACUGCGAGUUUACUGUGGUGCCCGAGGGCGAGUGCUGUCCCCGCUGUGUCACCGACCCCUGCCAGGCCGACACCAUCCGCAACGACAUCACCAAGACAUGUACGGACGAGCACAACAUCUCACGCUUCAGCGGCUCCUCCUGGAUUAAACAUGGCACAGAGUGCACUCUGUGCCAGUGCAAGAAUGGACACAUCUGUUGCUCAGUGGAUCCCAUGUGCCUUUAGUCCUGGCAGAUCUGAAGGCACCUGUACAGUGUUCUCCAUGUAAAAAAAUACAAAAAAAAUACAUAAAAAAUAACACCAUCCCUGUGUCUCUUCACUGUCCUCCUCACAGACGUGGGUCACAUAGUGUUUGCGUUGUAAGGAUUUGUUUUGGCCUGCUGAAUCAGAUGGGUGGAAGUUCCGAAUAACACACCCAGUGUCACAUUGUCAAAUACAGACAA
Molecule: messenger RNA, 3047 nt
Organism: Pundamilia nyererei
Lineage: Eukaryota; Metazoa; Chordata; Actinopteri; Cichliformes; Cichlidae
Gene: nell2a
Product: neural EGFL like 2a
Exons: 20
Coding region: 457-2829 (790 amino acids)
Cellular component (GO): cytoplasm
Molecular function (GO): calcium ion binding; heparin binding; protein kinase C binding
Source: RefSeq, a predicted model, not a curated record